This is a messenger RNA of Peniophora sp. CBMAI 1063, 975 nucleotides long. NCBI's taxonomy places the organism in Eukaryota, Fungi, Basidiomycota, Agaricomycetes, Russulales, Peniophoraceae. The record is from the annotation of a GenBank genome assembly.
AUGUCAGUCAAGGAUGUUAAGAGUGAGGAUGAAAAGCCUCAAGGAUCCUACCCGUAUAUGUGGUCUCCCACAUCCGAGACUUCAAUUACCGAGUUUACCUCGAAACACAAACCAUCCAUGAUUCAAGACGACGGAACGAAACCUUGGAUCUGGGUUCAAAGUGGACGUGCGCCAGCGCGAACGGAUGAGAACGUUGCGGAAGCAGUGGAGGAGGCUACGGUACUCGUUGAAGAGGUUCAGGAGAAAGUUCAGAAGAUUCAGGAUGAUCCCGACAUUCCCAUACGUUCAAACAAGAAGAAGGGUACGAAGAGCAAGAAGGAGCUACGAGAGCUGGAACAAGCUCAAGCCUCAGAGCGCCUGAAAGAGCUAUCGACAAAGCACGGCUAUGUAUCUGGCAAAAUACUCGUAUUCUGCCCAAACGAGCGCGUUGACGCCACUUGGAAGAGUGUUGCAGAGUCUCUCGUUGAUGGCCCGCUAGCGAAGACUGCUUCCUACCUCGCGAAAGUUGCAACCUGUCCCGUUGUGGAUACGCACAACUCUCAGCAUGUUCUCUGCAUAUACGUUCCUGACGUUUAUGACCAGACUGCCGUGACUGAGGUCCUACGCGUACUCUUUCGUCAGCACGGCAUUGCUCCGAACGGUGUAAAGUCGAACCUAUACACGUCCAUUGGCCUUGAUAGCAAGCACCCUAGCGGCAUUCAGUCCACCGUCUGGAAGAACACGGCUCUCCUUCCCGACACGGAGAUCAAGGCAUUAAAGGAAGCUUACUUCAACGAACUCUCUGAGGCCAAGAACGUGUCAUCCACCACAGCAGAAGAAGCCACCACUGCGGCCGAUGACGCUACCAAGGAUACGAAGCCGGCGUCGAAAGCCAAGGCCACGAAAUCUGGUCCGAAGCUGAAGCGGAAACCUGCUGGAGACCCGUUCGCAUCCGACUCAGACUCAGAUGAGCCGAAGAAGAAAGCCCGCAAGUAG